AUGACUUCGGUAAUCCUGGAAGUCACGCAUUUGGCGACGGGGUUCAUGCUGGCGGAUCUGUAUCCGUCCGUGAAGUUGCUGCCGUGGAUCACGAGAGACCAGAUGAAGAUCCAACGGAUGUAUCGGAAAAUAGACAGACUGCUGGAUAGCAUCAUCGAGGAGCAUAAGGCGGACAAAGCCGCCGGUGAUGGUGGUGGCGAGGUGGAUGAUCUGAUGGAUGUUCUGCUCAGGAUUCAGCAAGAUGGAACUGAAUACCCUCUUACCACUCAGAAUAUCAAAGCUGUGGUUCUGAACAGAACAGAAUCGCAGACGCCACCGCUUCUGAACUACACUUUCUCGCGAAACCCUUCCAAGAAUGCUACCUUGUCGUCCGAUUCUUGCAUAAAUCGCCCAAAUUCAUCUAAUUGUUUCUCCCUCAAGGAUUAUAGACACAGAAUCUAUUUGUGUCCUUUUAUAUUGGGGUGGAAGAAUAGUACAAAUUGGAGGAAUUGGUUUGUCUUAUGAGCCACCCAUGACAAAUGCAUACCUUGUGUUAGAUAAGUUUAUUCCAUACAAUGAAUUGGUUAACAGAAUAUGUGAUUGCAUUGGAAUCAAUGUUAAUGAGUAUAUGAUUAGUUUGACAUAGAGUUAUUUAAAAAUAAUAAAAGUAGAUUGAGAUUUUUAAGUUAGAAACGUCAAAAUAAAGGUCUCCCCAAACACAGAGUUGGAGAAUAGAUCCCAGCUACUAACCUCAUCUAAUAACUUCAAUCGAAGGCAAUAAUUGUUGUUCAAUUGAGAACUCAACUUUGAUUGCCUAGUCGUCACCACUAUGCGACUUCCAUUCCAAUUAUCAGGUAAGAAAUUUUGCAUCUUAUCCCAUGCAUCAACACUCCACAUAUCAUCAAUAACAAUUAAAAACCUUCUAUUGAAUAAAUAUUUGUGGAGUGCUAAUCCUACUUCAUUUUCACUCAUUCCACUCAUUUCUUCCUUGCUUUUUUUGUUGGCUUGAGAAAGCAGCUCACAAAGAAUUUUUCUUGUGUCAAAAUUUUGAGAAAUUGUAACCCAUGCACGAAUAUCAAAACGGUCCUUAACAAAUGGUAGUGCAUAAGCAUGUUUAGCGAGAGUGGUCUUACCAAUCCCUCCCAUCCCUACAAUAGGGAUUACUUGGAGUUGGCGAUCGUCUACUCCGUUGGUGAGCUUGUCCAUGAUUUCAUGUGAUGCAUCACCAAACCCCACCAUGAUUGAAGAUCUUGACGAACCACCAGAUGUUGAGACUCUUCUCUGGAGCUGAGCUUCAGACACAGAUAUCUCCAUCGCCUCCUUCUUGACCAAAUCCAUGUCUUCUAUAACUUUCUUCAAACCUCGAUAAAGAUUAUCAACGUAACUGAUUUUCCUGUCAUGAUUACUUUGAGUGCUGGAGCCAGCAGAAGUACUGGUUUCUCCUCUCGAGUGUAUUCGUCCAUGAUAAGCUCCACUGGAUUUGCGCAGCUUGAUCAUGUCCACAAUAUGGUACUCAAUUACAUCUUGGGCUGCAUAUGCUGCUUCUGCAAUACGAAUCUCCAAUGGAUCGGCUUCUUUUGUGUUGGCAACAGGGGAAUUAUAGGUCUCAAGAAAUUGUUGCAAGGAGGUAAGAGUUUGAGUGAGGGAUUCAAGUUGUUGUUCGUCGAUAGAAAUCGGAGGGAAAGGAUGAUGCUUGAUAUCAUCUAAGAUAUGCAAGAGCGAAGUCAGAGCUGCAUAAGCAGCCAUGGUCGAUCUGUAACUGUAUAGUUCAGGCUUGUUGAGAAGAAAUGUUGGCCACAGUAUAAUUAUGAAAAAGGUGUGUGGUUACUGCU
Messenger RNA from Salvia hispanica, 1811 nucleotides. The record is from RefSeq and is a predicted model, not a curated record. Lineage: Eukaryota; Viridiplantae; Streptophyta; Magnoliopsida; Lamiales; Lamiaceae.